UGUCCAUCGUUGACUCGAAAGUAGAUAAGCACAAGCAAAUUGAAGUUUAUACUCCCUGUUAAUUAUUGAUUUCAUUGGACUUUUCAACUAAUUGAAAACUGGGAAUUGCAAAGAAAGAGUGAUUGAACCACCCCGGGGCCACCGUGUGUGUAUAAAAGGAACGAGGAUGAAGCAAACACAUUAUUCUAAACACAGGAAUUAAACAAAAUGGCAAAUCUCCAAAUCAUAUUCACUUGUUCAUCAAUUCUAGCCUUUUCUCUUCUUUUCGCGGCGGUUUCCGGCUAUUCCCAUGAAUAUUGGUGCCGUCAAACCCCUUAUCCUCGCCAAUGUGAGUACUACUUGAGAGAUUAUCCGCCUAUAAAGAAUAAAUCAGAUUUCCUCAAAAUUUCUUUGAAAGUGGCCCUUAACAUCGCAGAGCAAGCUAAAGCCCACGCCACCUCUUUAGGCCCUAAAUGCCACAGCGAGCGCGAAAAGGCUGCAUGGACGGAUUGCAUAGAGUUGUACGAGAACUUGGUCGAGAGGAUCAACAUAACCGCUGAUCCUCCCACCAAGUGCAGCGUAUCCGAUAAGCAAACUUGGCUUAGUGCCGCCUUGACCAACUUCGAGACGUGUUUGAAUGGGUUCAAUGACCUAAACGUCACGGGCAACAUAUUGCCCGUGUUGUCAUCAAACAACGUGUCAUGUUUGAUUUGCAACACAUUAGCCCUCAACAAAGAUCACACAAAUAUUGAUGAUACCACCAUGUAUAGAGAUGGUUUCCCCACUUGGGUUAAGCCGGGAGACCGGAAACUGUUGCAGUCGUCAUCAGCGGCCUCGCAAGCGAAUCUUGUGGUGGCGAAAGACGGGUCCGGGAACUAUAAGACGGUUUCUGAAGCCGUAGCUGCAGCGGGGAAACGAUCCGGAACCGGGAGAUACGUCAUAUAUGUGAAGGCCGGAGUGUAUAGUGAAAACGUGCAAAUUGGGAGCAAGUUAACGAAUAUCAUGCUACUCGGUGAUGGAAUUGGAAAAACAAUUAUCACCGGAAGUAAAAGUGUAGGAGGCGGCACCACCACCUUCAAUUCCGCCACUGUUGCUGUGGUUGGAGAUGGAUUUAUUGGUCAAGGAAUAACAUUCAGAAACACCGCGGGAGCUGCAAACCACCAGGCGGUGGCCCUAAGGUCCGGCUCUGAUCUAUCGGUGUUCUACCAGUGCAGCUUCGAAGGGUACCAAGACACUCUCUACGUUUACACUGACCGACAAUUCUACCGGAAUUGCGACAUUUACGGGACCGUAGACUUCAUCUUCGGCAACGCCGCCGUCGUCAUCCAAAACUGCAACAUCUAUGCUCGAAACCCUCCCGCCGGGACCAACACGAUCACCGCCCAGGGCCGGACCGACCCGAACCAGAACACCGGUAUAUCCAUCCACGACAGCACAGUCGCGGCAGCUUCGGGCCUGUCGGGGUCCGCGAAGACAUACCUCGGACGGCCGUGGAAACAAUACUCCCGGACCGUCUUCAUGAAGACUUCCCUGGGUAGCUUGAUUGCUCCGGCGGGGUGGUUGCCGUGGAGCGGGACGUUUGCUCUGAGCACUCUCUACUACGGCGAGUAUGCCAAUACUGGGGCGGGGGCGUCGACGAGCAACCGAGUGAAAUGGGCCGGGUAUCACGUGAUCACUUCCGCGACGGAGGCUUCCAAGUUCACCGUCGCCAACUUCAUCGGCGGUAACUCGUGGUUGCCCGCCACCAAAGUGCCGUUCACUUCUGGCCUCUAAGCUCUAAAAUUAAAGCGGUGUUAUAGAUGCAUGAACUUUUUUCGUAUAAUGUUGUCCCCAUUUUUUCGAAUAAUGUUAAUGUUGUAUACAGAAUGUUUAAAAACAGACAUUGCAAAAUGUAUUAAAUAUCUACUAUCUAGUACCCAUACGACGUAUAUAUUCUCGUCGAGUUGUAAACUUUGAUAUUUCAAAGUAUCCGAAAUAAAUUUCAAUGCGUAUAAUUUAGUAAUGAUUUUCUUAUUAAUUUACGGGUUCUUCUACCGUACCACCAUAAAUUUCACGGGUUUUGGUACCCAUAUUUCUUAGCCAAUCAGAAUAAAAGAAAUUCACACGUCA
This is a messenger RNA of Cuscuta epithymum, 2088 nucleotides long. The record is from the annotation of a GenBank genome assembly. Lineage: Eukaryota; Viridiplantae; Streptophyta; Magnoliopsida; Solanales; Convolvulaceae.